Messenger RNA from Hyaloscypha bicolor E, 1125 nucleotides. RefSeq lists its product as uncharacterized. NCBI's taxonomy places the organism in Eukaryota, Fungi, Ascomycota, Leotiomycetes, Helotiales, Hyaloscyphaceae. The coding region runs from base 1 to 1125 and encodes 374 amino acids. The record is from RefSeq and is a predicted model, not a curated record. The transcript is spliced from 2 exons.
AUGGGCGACUUCGCCCAGCAUGAGAAUAGACAAGUUCAAAUUAGCGGGCUUGUUGAGACACUUCCAACUUCUAGGUCUCCUGUAUUGGCGCUCCUAGAACGAGACUCUCUCACAGGAACUAUAUUCGGCACGGCUGUUUCAGUGAGACUGCCAGGAUCCUCAAAGAUGUGUGAAAUCUGGACUGUCCAACUUGAUGGCAAUAUAGAACAGGGGGAUUGUGGCUCUUUAGUUGUCGACCCAUCCAACGGGAAUGUAUACGGACACAUUGUGGCAGGGAAUAUUGGGACUGGCUUUGCUUAUAUUGUCCCUGCGUAUCACACGCAACAAGACAUUAACGAACGCUUCGGGAACAAAUUUAAAUUCGCUACCACCGAAGAUUACAAACUCAGUGUCACAUCCGAAACAGGAUCAACGGCUAGCAAAAGGAUCGUAUCAACUUUUGGUGAUCUCGGACCAGUCUUGAGCUUAGACCAGAUCGUGGGUGAUGGCUCGGCAACCUCGAGUAAGCCUGCUGUCUCCAGAGCUUCCAAGUUAGAUUCAGGGUUCAAAAAGCCCUCGGCGGAGAUUCCAGGACAACAGCAGACCUUGAAAGAUACCGAUAAUCUGUCAACAAUCCUUCCAUCCGUUCUUGAUCGCCCAGCUGAUGAAAGUCAAUUGCAUCCACUCUGGAGACCUGCGGAUUUCUGGGAUGAUCUCGUAGAUGUUGAAGAUAUCGAUGAUGACAGCGAAUUCAGUCGGUACUCAAUGAUUGAAACACCGCCGAAACGAAGUUUCAUUCGGAAGCUGAAAGCGUUCGCCAUUCGACCAAUCCAGGAACAAACACGGAGGGCCGCCCGAACUCUCGCUCUUCGGCGCUCUAUUCGCGCCAACCCCAAUGACAAUGACGAGUAUGAUAAUCAUCACGACUCACGUGUUGUGAGGAGAACAUCAAGUGGAAAUCUGAGAGUUGUAGACCGGAGGAGGAGCACCAGUCUCACUGGAGAUCCAAUCCGAGGGGCUAUCUCCAAGUUUUCAGCCUCAGCCAAAAAACUGUUCAACCCCAAGCCAAAAGAAAAAUUAGGCGAAUUGAGGGUGCCCAGCCAGGAAUUUGUGGAUCUCGGUCGCGAUGAAGUGCUGCCUUGGUGA